AGUAAAGAAGUAGGAUUUUAUUUCUCUUCGAACGGGGAACAGCAGCAGCUGCCAUUUCUCCUCUUUGAAGAAAAUGGCGGGUGCAUUGCUGCGCUCGCUCUGGUCUUCGACCGGAAAAUCCCUCUGUUCAUCUUCUACUCGAUUCAAUCCUCUCAAUACCUCAUCUUUCCCUCACAUCCCGCCUCUUCUCCGGAGCUUUUCUGCAUCGGCGUCCCCCGCCUCGCUCUCCUCCUCUGCUGCUGCUGCUGCCAGCAGCUCCUUGGACCCGACCCGGCUCCGAAACGUGGCCGUGAUUGCCCACGUGGACCACGGGAAGACGACGCUGAUGGACCGACUUCUCCGCCAGUGCGGGGCCGACAUACCCCACGAGCGUGCCCUCGACAACAUCUCCCUCGAGCGCGAGCGCGGCAUCACCAUCGCUUCCAAGGUCACUUCUAUCUCAUGGAAGGAAAACGAGCUAAACAUGGUUGAUACUCCUGGACAUGCAGAUUUUGGCGGUGAAGUUGAACGGGUUGUCGGCAUGGUUGAGGGAGCAAUUUUAGUUGUAGAUGCCGGUGAAGGGCCCCUUGCACAGACAAAGUUUGUUCUUGCAAAAGCUUUAAAAUAUGGAUUACGCCCAAUUCUCCUCCUCAACAAAGUUGACCGGCCUUCAGUUUCUGAAGAGAGAUGCAAUGAGGUGGAGAGCCUGGUGUUUGAUCUUUUUGCAAAUCUUGGUGCUUCAGAGGAACAACUAGACUUUCCAGUUCUUUAUGCAUCUGCGAAGGAGGGAUGGGCUUCCUCCACCUUUACCAAAGAUCCUUCUGAUGAUACCAGGAAUAUGUCAGAACUGCUUGAUGCCAUUAUAAGAUAUGUCCCUCCACCAACAGCAAGCCUUGAGACACCUUUCCAGAUGCUGGUUUCCAUGAUGGAGCGUGACUUUUAUCUUGGUCGGAUACUGACUGGGCGCAUAUCUUCCGGAGUUAUUCGCAUUGGUGAUAGAGUACAUGGCCUCCAUAGUACAGAUGCUGGAGUACAGAAAAUUGAGGAGGGAAAGGUUUUGAAACUUAUGAAAAAGAAGGGUACAAGCAUGGUUCUGAUUGAAAGUGCUGGUGCUGGAGAUAUAAUAUCAAUGGCUGGUUUGACAAGUCCGUCAAUAGGGUACACGGUGGCAAAUGUGGAGGUUAUGACUGCACUGCCCACUGUUGAAUUAGAUCCCCCGACCAUUUCCAUGACUUUCACUGUCAAUGAUUCUCCAUUGGCAGGACGUGAUGGGACCCAUUUGACUGGGGGGAAAAUUGGUGAUCGGCUGAUGGCUGAAGCAGAAACAAAUCUUGCCAUAAACGUUCUUCCAGGCUUGUUGUCAGAGUCCUACGAAGUACAGGGGAGGGGCGAGCUACAACUAGGUAUCCUAAUUGAAAACAUGAGGCGUGAAGGGUUCGAGCUUUCUGUUUCACCACCAAAAGUGAUGUAUAAGACCGAGAAUGGUCAAAAACUUGAGCCACUGGAAGAGGUGACCAUUGAGGUAAAUGAAGAGCACGUCGGACUGGUUAUGGAAGCACUAUCACAUAGGCGGGGCGAGGUUGUUGACAUGGGUCCUGUUCCAGGGAAUGUUGGCAGGACUAGAAUGUCUUUGACUUGUCCAUCGAGGGGCCUAGUUGGUUAUAGAAGCGUGUUUAGCAGUGAUACACAUGGCACUGGAUUUAUGCAUCGUGCUUUCUUGACCUAUGCAAAAUAUCGAGGUCCUCUUGGAAAUGUCAGGAAAGGGGUAUUGGUAUCCAUGGGCAACGGGAUUAUCACAUCGCAUGCACUGAUGAGUUUAGAAGCGCGUGGAAUUCUCUUUGUAUCUCCGGGCAUGGAGACAUAUGACGGCAUGAUAGUUGGCGAACACUCUAGGGAUACUGAUCUUGACAUCAACCCUGUAAGAACAAAAGAACUGACAAAUGUGCGUGCUGCGGGCAAGGAUGAAAAUGUGCGGUUGUCCCCGCCUCGUCUGAUGACUUUGGAAGAAGCUAUUGGGUAUGUUGCAGCUGAUGAGCUAAUUGAGGUUACACCAAAAGCUGUGCGGUUGAGGAAGAGAUACCUUGAUGCGAACAAGCGAAAAGCAAUGAGAAAUAAGCCCAAGGAAUGAGGACGAUGCCCUCAACAAUUUUGUAACCUUAUCAUUAUUCUUUUUUACUUUUGAAUUUUACCACACUGUAGUAUUAUUAUGAUGAAAUUUUGAUAAACGAUUGUUCUUAAAAAAAGGAAAAAACAAACAAACAAGAAAACAAACUUCAGUUGUUGAAUUUUAAAAAUAAUGCAUGUGGUGAAUAGCUAUUACAUUCAUGAAAUUAUACAACGGUUGGAUUCUCUAUUCUG
Magnolia sinica is the source of this 2337-nucleotide messenger RNA. RefSeq lists its product as uncharacterized. The transcript has 19 exons. The coding region runs from base 74 to 2107 and encodes 677 amino acids. The record is from RefSeq and is a predicted model, not a curated record. Gene Ontology annotation, cellular component: cytosol; ribonucleoprotein complex. Gene Ontology annotation, molecular function: GTPase activity; GTP binding. NCBI's taxonomy places the organism in Eukaryota, Viridiplantae, Streptophyta, Magnoliopsida, Magnoliales, Magnoliaceae.